UACCACUUUCCCCCAUUGUUGUUGUGUUCUGUCUUGAAGUCCUCAACGCUCGUUUCUAUUCUCUCUCUGCACAACAAUGGCCAAAAGCUCUCUCUUCAAUAAGCGUUUGCUUCUCUCUCUUCUACUUCUCCAUCUCUGUAUCCUCUCCUCAUCUUCUUCAAGCUCCGAUUCAGAAGCUCUCUUGAACUUCAAACUCACCGCUGAUUCCACCGGAAAACUCAACUCAUGGAACACAACAACAACAAACCCAUGCCAAUGGACUGGAGUCACCUGCGACCGCGACCGAGUCACACGACUCAUCCUCGAAGACAUCGGACUCACCGGGUCAAUCUCAUCACUCACCUCGCUCACUUCACUCAGAGUACUCAGUCUCAAACGUAACAACCUCUCAGGGCCAAUCCCAAACCUCUCCAACCUCACAGCUUUAAAGCUUCUCUUUUUAUCACACAACCACUUCUCCGGUGACUUCCCAACUUCAGUCACUUCACUCACUCGUCUCUACCGUCUUGAUCUCUCUUUCAACAACUUCUCCGGCCAGAUUCCACCGGAUUUAACCGAGUUAACCCAUCUCCUCACUCUCCGGUUAGAAUCAAACCGGUUCUCCGGUCAGAUACCAAACAUCAUCCUCUCCGAUUUACAAGACUUCAACGUCUCCGGCAACAACUUCAACGGUCAGAUACCAAACUCAUUGUCCCAAUUCCCUGAAUCUGUCUUUACACAAAACCCAUCUCUCUGUGGAGCUCCAUUACCGAAAUGCACAAAACUCUCAAGCGACCCGACUAAACCGGGUCGACCCGAUGGAGCAAAGGCUUCACCUUUAAACAACCCUGAAACCGUACCUUCAUCUCCAACCUCAAUUCACUCCGGCGGCGACAACAACAAAAGCAACACAUCAAGAAUCAGUACUGUCUCACUCGUAGCUAUCAUCCUCGGAGACUUCAUUAUCUUAAGCUUCGUCUCUCUUCUUCUCUACUACUGUUUCUGGAAACAAUACUCAGUGAACAAGAAGAAGCACUCAAAGGUUCUUGAAGGUGAGAAGAUACUCUACUCAUCAAGUCCUUACCCAACAUCGGCUCAGAACAACAACAAUAACAACCAGAAUCAACAAGACAAGGGUAAAAUGGUAUUUUUCGAAGGAACUAGACGUUUUGAGCUUGAAGAUCUUCUCAGAGCAUCGGCUGAGAUGUUAGGUAAAGGAGGAUUCGGGACGGCGUACAAGGCGGUGCUUGAAGACGGUAAUGAGGUUGCUGUGAAGCGGCUUAAAGACGCCGUGACGGUGGCUGGAAAGAAAGAGUUUGAGCAACAGAUGGAGGUUUUAGGAAGGCUUCGUCAUACUAAUCUUGUGAGCUUAAAAGCUUAUUACUUUGCUAGAGAAGAGAAGCUUCUUGUCUACGAGUACAUGCCUAAUGGUAGUCUCUUCUGGCUUCUCCAUGGAAACCGUGGACCGGGUCGGAGUCCAUUGGAGUGGACUACGCGCCUUAAGAUCGCGGCUGGUUCGGCACGUGGCUUAGCUUUCAUCCACGGUUCGUGUAAAAACAUGAAGCUUACACACGGUGAUAUCAAAUCCACCAAUGUCCUACUCGACAGAUCAGGCAAUGCUCGUGUUUCUGAUUUCGGGCUAUCUAUGUUCGCGCCAUUGCAAACAGUUGCUAAAUCUAACGGCUACCGUGCACCGGAGCUGAUGGAUGGCCGAAAACACACUCAGAAAUCCGAUGUUUACUCAUUUGGAGUGCUUCUUUUAGAGAUUCUCACCGGAAAAUGUCCUAAUAUGGUUGAAACUUGUCACUCGGGCGGUGCGGUGGAUUUACCGAGAUGGGUUCAAUCGGUUGUGAGAGAGGAGUGGACGGCUGAAGUGUUUGAUUUGGAGCUGAUGAGGUAUAAGGAUAUAGAGGAAGAGAUGGUGGGGUUGUUGCAGAUUGCUAUGGCAUGCACCGCUGUUGCUGCUGAUCACCGUCCGAAGAUGGGUCAUGUUGUGAAGUUGAUAGAGGACAUACGUGGUGGUGGCUCUGAGGCCUCGCCGGGAAACGAUGGGAUCAAUUCUGCGGUGGACUCGCCAUGCUUGUCCGAGGACACGUGCGGUGGGACUACUAGUCAGUAGUAAGAUUUGUUUACUACAAAAAAUGUAAAUCACGUGCCUAGAAUCUCAACUUUUGUCAUUCUUCUAGAGUAGUAGGCUUUGGUUUUUGUUCGUUUGGUUUUAGUUUGUAAUACGAUAAUUAUGUGAGUCUCUCUAGUGUUUUUGGAUUAGGGGUAAAUUAAAUUUUGAAUGCUAUUCUGAUA
Messenger RNA from Camelina sativa (false flax), 2280 nucleotides. Its product is annotated as putative leucine-rich repeat receptor-like protein kinase At1g68400. The record is from RefSeq and is a predicted model, not a curated record. Gene Ontology annotation, biological process: protein phosphorylation. Gene Ontology annotation, molecular function: ATP binding; protein kinase activity; protein binding. NCBI's taxonomy places the organism in Eukaryota, Viridiplantae, Streptophyta, Magnoliopsida, Brassicales, Brassicaceae.